AUGCCGAAAGCGGGUUCCGAUAGGUGUACAGUGGACACCGUGGUGUCGCUUUUAUCGAGACGGCUCUUUAUCGGGGCACUCGCGCUGACGGUCGCGUCGCUGGUCACGCUCGGCAUGUUCCUGGGUGGACGGGAGGCAGAAGUACUUGUAACGAACCGGAUCUUAGCGAAGGCUGGGGACCGGAGAGUCAACAGCAGCGUGAAAACCACCAGCUCGUCCCGCUCUCCGUUUCUCGCCUCUCACUUAACGCACGCACAUGCGCAGACGCACACGCGUUUCUUCUUCUUCCACUCACCCCGCCUCUCCCCUCCUCUCCGUUUCCUCCCCACCCUCCCAUCCCCCCCGACCCUCCCUCCUCCCCUGCUCCCCCCUCCCUCCCCCCUCCUAUUCCCCCCUCCCCCUUCACUCCGCGCCAGCUCCCCCGCCGCUCCCCGUCCGUUCAAGCCCCCUGCGCCGGUGAAACUUCGGUCGCGCAAGGAUUAUUUGAUAAUAGACAAGUACGAUUGGGCGCAGCUAAACAACCAGCGCCCGCACGUGUGCUACGCCGGCGUCCCCUGCUCCCUCCUGCUGCUUGUACCGAAGCACGCUCUUAACGGGACAAAUGACGCGAUGGGGGACGUGAAGAAGGAGGAGAAGGAGGAGGUUGCGAAACCCGCGGCGAAAUCCGCGAUGGCGUUACGGUUCGACGACGAGAUUCAAGAGCUGGAGCGGCUGCUGCUGCCGCACACGGAAGUGCUCCUGGCGGACGUGAUGGUAACCCUAUACGGCCCGUCGCUGCAGCACGCUUCGCUGGUUUCGCAGACGGCGACGCCGAACGGGCCGCUGCUGCAGCUGUCCGUGCUGAUUUGGGACGUGGGCGAUUACAGGGGCAUCGUGCGCGCGGACUGCACGCACGAGAGCGCCGUCGGUUCGCGCUAUGAUACCCCGCCGGGUCCGGGGGAGGUGCGCUACUUCCGCGUGCACGUCCACCCCGCCGCCUCCCCCCCCGCCUCCCCCGCCACUCCCCCGUCCCCCGUCUCCUUCCCCUCCGCCCCCGCUUCCGCGCGCCGUUCCGCCGCAGGGGCGGGCGUAGAGGCGGGCGCGGAAGCGGGCGGCGCAGGAGCGGGAGUGGUCGCGGGGGCGGGCGCGGGCGCGGGCGCGGGGGGGGAUUGGGAGGGCGACGUGGGGUUCGAGGUGGCGGCGAUUCCGUCGCCCUGCUCCGUGGGCACGUUCGCGCGCUGGUUGAGACGACCCAACGGAUCGUACAAUACCCCCCCUCCUCUUCGCUUCGAUCCUCACUUUGCUCCUCACUUUGCUCCUCACUUUGCUCCUCACUUUGCUCCUCACUUUGCUCCUCACUUUGCUCCUCACUUUGCUCCUCACUUUGCUCCUCACCUUGCUCCUCACUUUGCUCCUCACUUUGCUCCUCACCUUGCUCCUCACUUUGCUCCUCACUUUGCUCCGCACUUUGCUCCUCACUUUGCUCCUCACUUUGCUCCUCACCUUGCUCCUCACUUUGCUCCGCACUUUGCUCCUCACUUUGCUCCUCACUUUGCUCCGCACUUUGCUCCUCACUUUGCUCCUCACUUUGCUCCUCACUUUGCUCCGCACUUUGCUCUUUCUCUUCCCCCAUUUCAGAUGGACCUCCUACACGUAUGGACCUCCUACACGUGUGCGGCCAUGUCAGUGGCGCUCGUGGGCAGCAGGAACAUGCUCCGAGCAACAGAAAAACGAGCGCGCAAGGCAGCAGCUGCUGCCGCCGCCGCCGCCGCUGCUGCUUCUGGUGGUGGUGAUGGUGGGCGGUCGAGGAAACUCUUGGCUGCUGAUUCUGCUGCUGCUGCUGCUGCUGCUGCUGCUGCUGGUGGUAUUCCACACACAACGACGACGACGGCGGCGGCGGCAGCGAGUGAGAGCAGAAUCGAGCUUGUGCCAGUGCGGCGAAGGCUCACGGGAAGCGAAGUGACCUUUGAGGCGCCUCAAGAGGCUGUUGUUUCAGCCACAGCAAGGACGAGCGAGAGCGGGAUCGAGCUUGUGCCAGUGCGACGAAGGCUCACGGGUGACGAGGAGGAGAGCUGCAAGGAGAAGGGCCCGUUUGCGUGCGAGAGCAAGAAGCAGCUGCUGAGAGAUCUGCUCAUUGCGCUCGGCCCUGCACUAGAAGAGCAGGCCAUUGCAGCGAACGGUGAUGGCAGUGGUGGUGGUGCUGGUGGUGAUGGCGGUGGUGCUGGUGGUGGUGGUGGGAGAAGUGGAGGGACUGGGAUAGAUGGGGGGGAGGGAGAGGAGGGGAAGAUGGAGCGUGGGGAGACGGAUUCUGGGAUUCCGGGGGUGGGGAUUUUGACUCGGUUUGCGCUGGUGGGGGACUCGCACAUGAGGAACCUGUUUUUCGACCUCACGUAUUCUCUGCUGCGGGACGAGAGGGUGGAGAAUGGGGUGAGUGGGACGAAUGGGAUGAAUGGGACAAAUGGGACGCUGGGCGGGCAGUCGAGGCUGGUGUUUCGGAAGAACGUUCACGGGCAGAUGUGCUCGCUGAUCUCGUCCUCUGGGCUGAUCCGCGCGUGCCACGAUUCUGUCGGCAGCGUUGUACACCUGGCGUAUGAUGACGUGGCGCGGAACGCUGAGCUGGCGCGUAGCGCUGAGCUGGCAGCGAGGAGGGGGAAGGGGAACGGGGGGAAGGGGGCGGCGGAGGAGAGGGGGGAGGGGGGGAGGGGAACGGAGGACCGAUGGAUGGAGAUUCGGUAUUACUGGGUGGAUGGGCUCUACCUCAACGGGCAAGACGGAUGCCUGUACGUGACUUGUUGUCUGGCUUCUUUUCCAUGUUCCUCUAUGUUCUCUCCCACUUGGAUGGAGAUUCGGUAUUACUGGGUGGAUGGGCUCUACCUCAACGGGCAAGAUGGAUGCCUGUAUGUGCUGGGAUGGGCUUAUUACUGCGUCUACCUCAACGGGCGAGAUGGAUGCCUGUACGUGAUGGGAUGGGCUCAGCUGGUGCAUUCCGCAUCACGCAUUGUUGCAACUUGUUUCUCAAAAUGCCUGCACAUGGUGACUCGUAACUCGGCAAUCCCCACCACCUGUUCCCCUUUCCCUCCCCGGCCUUCCCUCCCCGGCCUUCCCUCCCUGGCUUUCCCUCCCCGGCCUUCUCUCUCCAACGAUCGGGGGAAGUAUCCUCAACCGGGGCAAGUACUCAGGGAGAGACACGGCAUUCCCGGUAAUCAGGCCCACGCCAGACGUGCUACUGGCAAACAGCGCGCACUGGAGCUUUACCUUCUGCACUGA
Molecule: messenger RNA, 3246 nt
Organism: Closterium sp. Naga37s-1
Lineage: Eukaryota; Viridiplantae; Streptophyta; Zygnematophyceae; Desmidiales; Closteriaceae
Source: the annotation of a GenBank genome assembly